Molecule: messenger RNA, 270 nt
Organism: Cladocopium goreaui
Lineage: Eukaryota; Dinophyceae; Suessiales; Symbiodiniaceae
Source: the annotation of a GenBank genome assembly
GACGGCCUAGUCCAAAAAUAUUGGGAAAACUUGGAGAAAUCAGGGGAAGAGUCAGCCUUGAAAUCCAAGGAGUAUAGGGCGAUGCUUCUCCACAUUGGUGCCUUUGGACUGGUGGAUAGAGCGAAUGUCCCAGGUGGCUAUCAGGUUGCCAUCAAGGAAGCAUUUGAAUCUUUUACCCGGAAAGGCAUUUGCAGAUACUUUGGUGUAAGCGAGCGAGCCUCCAGGUGGCUGCGACUUGGCUCCAAGGAUGCCGCCAGCACGCGGCAUUAG